UUUAAAGUUAUUAUUAUUUUUUAAUUCUUGUUCUGUUCUGUAUAUAAUGAAUAUUACAUUUAAAGAGUUUGUUGUGGAAUAUAUUUUGUGUAUUUUUUAAGCAUGCAGCAAACGAUAGGCUAUUAAUUGGUUAACAUUCCUGUAUGUAGGCCUAUAGCUUGAUCAAAUUAUUUCAGAAUCGACUUAGCGUUCCAAUCGCGUCAAGGAUCAGCAAGUGCACGUGCAUCAUCAAAAGUGGUUAAAAAAAAAAGUGCUUUUUGUUCUGCGCACAAGCCUAUGGGUCGCGUCAAAAAAAAUUUUAAAAAAGGGUCCCUCUUGAAAAAGUUUGAAAACCACUGUGCUAGAGGGUGCGUCAUUUGUUCAGCUGCUUGCUGUUUCCGGAUUUCUGCUGGUGUUUGCGCAGGUGUGUUUGCUGUGCCGCAUGGUGCGGCUGAUCGCUGUUUCUGCUGCUCGGCGUUAAGAGCUGGUUUUGUUGUGCUGCAUAGUGUGGCUGAUCGCUGCUUCGGCUGUUCCGUUUCAGAGUGAACAUGAAAGUAUCUGCUGCUGGAUAGAUGGUAUGGGCUCCGCAUGUUGGUAUGUAAAACCCACUCAUGUCUCUAUGGCCACCGUUAAAGGUAUGUGGAUAAUUUUUCAAGGUUUAAUUUUAGGUGAAUAAAUCAGCCCAUUCCUACAUCUUUCCCUGCUCUGUCGCUGCAUUGCUUUAAGCAUGAAUGCUGCUGUUUUGUUUUAGGGGUUUUGUUUAAAUUGCUUUUGCUUUGAUUAAUUGCGUUGCUUUGCUUUGAUUAAUUGUUUUGCUUAACUGUUUUUGUUUUAGUGUUUUUGUUUCUGCUGGCUUUCGAGCAUAAUUUGUUUAUUUUUGUCUCUUCAGGAGCUGGGUAUCUGGAGCGGGCAGGCUAGUCGUCCCCAUUUUGUGGUGUUUCUCCUUUCACUGAGUGCUGGGUGCAUAUUGUUGCAGUGAACCUUGCUGGAGUGAGUGUGUGUGAGAUGCGGUGCACGUGUGGGUAUUUAUUCUUGCAGGCAUUAUUAAAGCCCUGUAUCUAGCCUGCCUUGCUACUGGUAAGCCCCAGCUCCAGAAUAUUGUUGUGCAUUGGUAUUGCGACGUUCCAUUACAGCAGCUUUGUGCUGCUUGCCUUUUAUAGUGGCACUUUGUUAUAUCGUAUUGAAUGCCCUUUUCUUUUGUGUUUUUAAUUAUUUUACUGUGAUUGAAUAAAUAUAUUUUUCAUAACAAACAUAUCCACGUCUCAUUGUCCAUGUGAGGGGAAACCGAACCUGUGUGCCCUUAUUGGGUAAUUCCCUGGACGGUAGACCAGGGUGGCGUAGUCGCUACUUGCUGUAGAGGUAAACCUCCUUAGAGGGGUAUCAUCUGAGAACACACUCAGGGUUUAUUUGUUUCUCUAUUCCCUUGAUCCGCUCGCCUUCGCCACACAUGCAACAUUAUAGAACCACAUUUGUUAAAUUAGAGUAAAUUUAUUAUUUAGGGGAAUCCCGGGAUAGUUGUCACAGAGGGAAGUUGUCAUAAGGGCUAUAGCUCAGUAACUACAGUAUAAAUGUUGAGACAAAAGUCAAAUUACACAAAUGUAUGUUUUAUCUAAUAUUUAAUUUUGAAUACUGUUUCAAACAUAUUGUUCAAAAAUGUGGACACAACAUACCCACACUUGAAUAGAUUCAGUUUUGUUUUUUGUUUUUAUAAUUUACAUUGUCACAGUCAAAAUGUUUCUGAAAAGCCUAUAAUAGACUGUUCAGUGGCGUGUACCCAUUGUGACAACUUACCCCAUGUAGUGUGACAACAUGCCUCACUAUUCUACUCUAUGACAGAUACUUUUAUUCCAAUAAAAUACACGGAAAACCAGAUAUGGUGAACGACACAAGGAAGUAAUCAUUCACUAAAAUAAAUGUGCUUGCAAAGGACAGGAAGUAUCCCCCAAAUUUCAUUUCCGCUUAAUUUACUAAAGGCAAACUUGAAAGAGCCUUAAAUGUAUUCUCAGGUCUGAGAAGAGAGAGGUAGAGAUCAGCUGUGAAAAUGCAAAUACAAAAUGUACUCAUGAGGAGUUUGGUUGUCGUGGGGAUAUUUGCAUCUGUGAUCUGGACUAUUACAGAUGCUGAAAAGUCAAACUCCUGCUGUAAACUUGUCUCUAGGGCAGAAGUAACCGAUCCCAUUAUUGGUUUCAGUACGCAAGAAGCUGAUCAUCCAUGUGUGAAGGCAGUCAUCUUUAAGACUGAAAAGGGGGAAUUCUGCAGUGAUUGGACACAAAAAUGGGUUUUGAAGAAAAUUUGCCAGUUUCUAAGUGCUCAAAGGAAAAAGAUUGCUGAAGAACGAGUGAUUGAACACCUGACCUCACCGACACCAACAACAUCCAUUACUGACGCCGCUCUUGUGGGAAGAUCUACCCAAGAACUUACACAAGGAUCCACUCAAGAACUUACACAAGGAUCCACUCAAGAACUUACACAAGGAUCCACUCAAGAACUUACACAAGGAUCCACUCAAGAACUUACCCAAAAAAUGUACAGCUGAUCAUGAAUGUCUAAAAGCAAUGUUGUUGUUGUUUAAUUAUUUAAAUGUGAUUUCUUUUACAUUAGACAAUAAAUUGAUAUUUAAACUGAAUAUUUAAAAUUGAAUAAUGUGAAAAUAUAUUUGAUGUAGGGCUAUUUGUCUGUGACAAGUCAGUUAAUUUAUUCCACUUAUAAGAACUGAAAUACAGUGAAAUUGAAAUAUUAUAAUGUUUAGAAAAACAAUAUAAUUAUUAGUGUGUAAUAUUUCACAUUUCACUCAAUGUACUGUUAAGUACUUGUAACACCUGUGGCAAGAAGGGUGAUGCAAGUCUGAGAGAUUUUUAGAUUGAUUUGUAUGAGGGGGAAAUUAUUAGUGUCAGUAUGAUGAUGCAUGCUGAAACAAUUGCAAUGUGAAGUUCAAAAAUU
Messenger RNA from Xyrauchen texanus (razorback sucker), 2919 nucleotides. RefSeq names its product C-C motif chemokine 2-like. Bases 2021 to 2515 code for a protein of 164 amino acids. Gene Ontology annotation, biological process: immune response. The record is from RefSeq and is a predicted model, not a curated record. Gene Ontology annotation, cellular component: extracellular region. NCBI's taxonomy places the organism in Eukaryota, Metazoa, Chordata, Actinopteri, Cypriniformes, Catostomidae. The transcript is spliced from 5 exons. Gene Ontology annotation, molecular function: chemokine activity.